GAAACUGGUCCUUUGUUGAAUUGCGCCUUAUGCGACUGCCAGGUGCUGAGCAAUGAUAACGCAAUUCAUGCCCACGUCAAUCAUCACGCUGAAGCAGGCGGAUUUUGGUGUAAACUGUGUGGAUUGAGUGAAUGUGAUAAAUACAGAAUAUAUGAGCACAUGCGGGUGAACCAUCCGAAUAAUGUAGAGUUGUUUGAGGACCGGAGAGAUAUUUUGAAGCUGUGCGCCGUCAUUCAAGAAUGUUUCCCUCGAGCAAGUCCUCGAUUCAAAAAGGAAACGGUGCGAGAGUUUGACCUCAUAAUAAAAUGUAAAGCGUGCAAAUUUACGUCGGAAAACAUCAAAACACAAGAAGAACACCAAGUCGGACUGCACACCUCGUUAGACCCGAAGAUCACAGUCGAUUACAACGUGUGCUCGGCCGCGGAUGUGCUAGCCAGGACCGUGCAACGAUGUUUCGCGCAUGUUUUGCAAUCGUCGGACAUGGAUAGUCGAGAAAGGAACUCCGGCUGCAAAGCCUUAAACGCCUCUUCACUGUAG
Molecule: messenger RNA, 537 nt
Organism: Haemonchus placei
Lineage: Eukaryota; Metazoa; Nematoda; Chromadorea; Rhabditida; Trichostrongylidae
Source: the annotation of a GenBank genome assembly